GAAUGACUUAUUUCCAAGGAACUUAUGAGCACAUUUCUGGUAAACACAAGAUUUAAAGUGGUGCUUUUGUGUGAUUCUUUGUGGAGGAACUUAUGGUGUCUCACAGAAAGAAAGCUUGGAGCUGUUAAUGGUAUUGUUGGCUGUUUGUUGUUACAGAAUUUCUGUCUGAGGGGAAAGCGCAAUGCUGCUAAAGUUAGCUGUAGUACGUUUUUCCAGGGAGAGGAGGGGAAGAGGAUGGGAGAGAUCAUGUGUCAUUCUUUAUAAAUGAAACUUUACACGCCUACAUUGAAACUCGAACGUUGAUUUCCACAGACGACACAGACUUCUCGGCAGACAUGGCCUCAGCCAGCAGCCUCCCAUGUGACGAACAGUUCCUGUGUUCAAUCUGUCUGAAUGUGUUCACUGAGCCGGUCUCUACUCCAUGUGGACACAACUACUGCAAGACUUGUAUCACGGGCUACUGGGCCAGCAGUGACCGGACACAGUGUCCCCUCUGUCUGAAGAAGUUCCGCAGGAGACCACAGCUUCAGGUCAACACAGGGUUCAGAGAUAUGCUGGAGCAUUUCAACAACAUGAAGGUGAUAGAUGAAGAUGGCACCCUAGCCAAACCAGGGGAGGUGCCCUGUGACAUCUGCCUCGUGCCGAAGCUCAAGGCCCAGAAGACGUGCCUGGUGUGCUUGGCCUCGUACUGCCGGCCUCACCUGGAGCCUCAUGAGAGAGUCGCAGCCCUUAAGAAGCACCAGCUGAUCGACCCUGUGUCAAACCUGGAGGACAGGGUGUGUAAGAAGCACGACAAGGUGUUCGAGCUCUUCUGUCUCGAUGACCAGAUGUGUGUUUGUUACAUGUGCUUGAGAGACGACCAUGCGGCGCACGAAGCCGUCCCGUUAGAGCAUGCGUUCAGAGAGAGGAAAGUUCAGCUGGACUAUGUGACGUCAGAGAUAAAAAUGAUGGAAAACACUAAAUCCAGGAGUCUUAAGGAAAUGAAAUACUUAGUUGAACAGAGCAAGAAAGAGUCAGAGAAAGAGAUUACAGACAUUGCUGAGGUUUUCACUGCUCUACUGGUCUCUUUGCAAAGAAGCCAGGCUGAGCUGAUUGCGGUGAUCCAGGAGAAGCAGAAAGCAGCACUGAAGCAGGCUGAAGACCACGUGAUACAUCUGGAGCAAGAAGUCGCUGAGCUGAGGAGGAGAAGGUCCGAAAUGGAGCAGCUUUUACAAACAGAGGACCACCUCCGCCUCCUGCAGAGCUGGACGUCUCUCUUGCACACUGAGGACCAAAUCAACCCUCUGACCCACCCCACCCCUCCACUUACACCAGAACUCCCUGACAUCAGUCAGCAGAGUUAUGUGGGGAUGGUGAAAAAUGCAGUGGCUCAGAUGGAAAAGACACUCAGUAAUGAGAUGGAGGAGCUUAUUCAUGAGGUCAGGUUAUCUGAUGGUUGUGAACGGCCUGUUGGAGCUGAAAGACCGAAGACAGAUGGGUUUGUUAAAGAAGUGUGGACUCCGCCUCUGGACAAGCUGAUGAUGAUCCAGCAGUGCAAUGCAGUGGAUGUGACUCUGGACACCUACGCAGCCCAUCCAAGACUCGUGGUGUCUAGGGAUGGGAAACAACUGACAUUUGGUGAUGGGUUCCUGUCUUGGCUUGCUUUUUUCUGGACAGAAUCUCAAUGUCAACCCUUCAUCCUUGGGAAAAAGGGUUUUUCCUCAGGCAGGUUCUACUAUGAAGUUCAGGUCAGUGGGAGUAAAGGUUGGGUACUGGGAGUGGUCAAAGAGCCCUUAAACAGGGAAAUGAUUUACUUUCCUAUGCCGAAGGAUGGAGGCUGGACACUUAGUGGAAUCUACAACCAAGAUGAGGAAUAUUUAGCUAAUAACUACCCUGCACGCUCGGCUACCCUGCACGUGAGGCGAAGGCACCAGACAGUUGGUGUGUUUGUAGAUUACGAGAAGGGAGAGGUCUCCUUCUAUGACGUGGACGCCAGGACUCUGAUCUACUCCUACUCAGGGUGUGCCUUCAAGGAGACCAAACCAUUACUAAAAUUGUUUCUCCAUUUUAUGACUGGCACUCCCUUAAGUAACGGAUCAAAGCUCUACCCAUUUUUUGGUAUCUUUGAAGAUGAUUAUGACAGCAGGCUCGUAAUCACUCCUGUAGCCUGCACAACUUGCCCAUAGGCCUACAUCAGUGGUGAGAGGAUGUGUAACUUGUACCGAAUAGUUUUCUCAUGUCAGAUUUCAGACAUGUUAACAAAUUAGAGACUGUAGUAAUAGUAGUUGUAUCACACAUUACACAAGGACAAUACAACUCAGUGUAAAACAUAUAUUCUUUCAUUUAAUUCUAAGUUUUCUUUUUGUUUUUCCAGCCAUAUAGCAAAAAAAAAAGUCUUUAACUGAACAAAGCAAGUAAAGUCACUUACCUGACAGGUGGUGAUGAGGUUCAUUUCAAAGGUACAUCAGUCGUACACUAUAUUUACAUUCAUGUUGCAAUACCAGUAUCUGAACAGGAGAUGGAACCAUUGUUUAACCAGCGUUCUGGUCUGUUUCUCAGAGAUGCUACUGUAGUAGGAAAGAAGGAGUGGACAAUGGCAUCAGAGGAACCCAAUUUCAUCUUUGUCACUUUCAGAGGUGCGUUUGAUAUACAGUAAGGGUUUAAGUACAAAAUCUCUUGUCAUUUUGAUAAUCAAUUAAUCAUUAAAGUCAUUUUUAAUGCAAAAAUGCCCCCAAAAAUCUCUGUUUCUAGCUUCUCAGAUGUGAAUAUUUGCCUGUUUUCUUAGGCUUGUGUGAUAAUAAACUAAAUAUAUUUUGGUUUUGAACUGUUAUUCAGACAAGAGAAGAUACUUAAAUAUGUUAAUAUGGGCUUUCCACAAUUGUGUUGGACAUUUUUCAAGGUCUUCUGUCAUUUUACAGACCAAACGAUUAAUCAAGAAGAUGAUCAGCAUGUUAAUCGAUAAAGAAAACAGUCGUUAGUCGCAGGUUUAACUUUGGGCUCAAGGUUAGGCUUACAUAGCCUGUGGGGUUGCACCAUAGACUGUAUAUGAGAUGCACCACAUUUGCUUCUUUGAAUUUUAUUAUACAAUUGUGAGCAUGUAAUAUUUAUGUUUUGAUCACUUUAUGUGAAACCCAUUGACUUCAGGGUGCACAAUACACUCAUUGCACUUCUAAAUACAAGCUUUUUCUGAAGGUCAACGCAACUGGCAUAUUUGGCCAAAACAUAUCUGAUAAACAAGGGUUAAAACCAGGUUUUUAUCAUGUAUGUACUAUGCAUCUGAUAUGUAAUAUACAGCUUAAUAAAAGUGUCUUAAAAAUGA
Molecule: messenger RNA, 3298 nt
Organism: Sebastes umbrosus (honeycomb rockfish)
Lineage: Eukaryota; Metazoa; Chordata; Actinopteri; Perciformes; Sebastidae
Product: E3 ubiquitin-protein ligase TRIM39-like
Exons: 2
Coding region: 336-2165 (609 amino acids)
Molecular function (GO): zinc ion binding; protein binding
Source: RefSeq, a predicted model, not a curated record